CCAGCUGGGGAGGGAACCUGCUGGGGAGAGAACACGGGGGAGGGGACCCGCGAGGGGUGCGCGAACGCGGCUGGAGACCCAGCCUACCGCGCAGGUCCCUACCGAGCACAAACCAUGCAGGCCACGGACCCGGCCGCCUCCGGCUUCUACGAGGAGGAUGUCAAAGACCUGGACUUCUACGACUUUGAACCUCUCCCCACCCUGCCGGAAGACGAGGAGAAUGUGACCCUGGCUGACAUCCUCUCCCUGCGGGACAGUGGCCUCAGUGAGCAGGAGGCCUGGGCUGUGUGCCUGGAGUGCAGCCUGUCCAUGCGGAGUGUUGCCCACUCUCCCAUCUUCCAGACCCUGUGCAUCACACCCGACACUCUGGCCUUCAACACCAGCGGAAAUGUGUGCUUCAUGGAGCAGCUCAGCGAUGACCCCGAAGGCGCCUUUGUCCCCCCAGAGUUCGACCUGACUGGAAACACCUUUGAGGCUCACAUCUACUCUCUGGGGGCCACGCUGAAGGCUGCCCUCGAGUAUGUACCAGAGCCUGAGCUGGAGCCCAAGCUAAGCCCGGACCUGGAGACACUGCUGGGCCAGAUGCAGGCAGAGGAUCCCAGAGACCGGCCAGAUCUGAAGAGCAUCAUAGCCCUAUGUGAGGAGAAGAUGCAGCCUAUGUCCUCAUGCCGCCUGUGCCGGAGUCUCUCAGCCAUCGGGAGAAGGGUGCUGUCCAUCGAGUCCUUUGGAGCAUUUCAGGACGUCAGCGAGAACACCUGGAAGGGGAGACCUGCUCCAAGAAGUGUGGGGCCCAAGAGACCCCCUGGAGACCUCCGCACUGACCCAGAGGCCCUAUCUACUCCCGAGGGCCAGCCCCAGCCUCCUGCCCCCAGGGACCCAGAGCAGGAGGCCAGCUGGGGUCCCAGACCACCACCCACCAAGCCACUGCUGUCAACCCCCAUGAAAAAUGGUGAGAGCCCAAGCCGGGAGGGGCUGACCAGCCUUAUCCUGGAUACAACAUCCAUCCUUGGUGAGCCAGACAGAGACAUCCUCAAGAGGAGCCGCCUGAGGAAGAUGCAGACAUUCCCCAGGCUGCUUUCCGAGGGCCCUGAGGCCAAUGCCCUCUGCCUGUCACUGACCAGCUCAAAAAAACAGCUAACUAUAUCUGACUUCUUCUCCCCGGACCCCAUGAAGUUCUUUCUAGAGGGGAAAAAUGGCCUUUCAUGCUUCAGGGCACAGUCUAAAAGCAGGCUGUGGCCUGAGCACGCACCCAGACCCCAGCUGGAAGAGGCGCUGGGAAGCAGCCAGAACACAGAUAGGGGGCCAGGGACCUCAGGAAAGCCAGACACUUCACGCCCUGACCAGGAGCCUGCAGAGAACAGACCCUCGCCCCACCCUAUAGACCUUCAAGAUGAAGGCCAUGAAGCCCGGACUCUUGGAGACACCGAGGGGAUUCCGGAAGGAGGAGGGAAGCCAGGAAGCACUGCAUUGGAGCAGUGCCUGUCCCUGCAGGACCUCCUGUCCAAGCUGGACCGGCCUUUCAGGGAGUACGAGCUCUGGGCCCUGUGCCUCGCCUGCCUCAGUGCACUGCAGAAGCAUACAGAGCACCCAGCUUGCCUAUGCCUGGACAACGUGCUGGUGGCUGAGGAUGGAACUGUGCUCUUCGGGCCACCCCCUGCCAAUGGCUCCUACAACUCAUUCUUUCUGGCUCCCGAGGUGGCAGAGGAAAAGCUGGUGACAGAAAAGGCCUCAGUGUACUGUGUGGCCGCUGUCCUAUGGACAGCAGCCAAGUUCAGCGUCCCUCGCGACCAAAAGCUGGCUCUACCACGCAGGCUCAAGACUCUCCUCCUGGACAUGGCCAGGCGCUGUGCCCUGGAGCGGCCAUCUGCAGCUGAGGCCAUUAAGGUCUGUGGGAGCUACCUCCUCCAGCGGGGCAUGGAUAGCAGAAAGAUCCUAGCCCACCUGCGAGUGUCCACCUGCAAGGUUCACCAGGAGGAAGAGACCAUCGGUCUCCAAAAUGCCUUCUCAAUGGUUGAACUGAAACCCCGCACAGCACCUGCUCCCAAGCCCAGCCCAGGCUUCCUGCCAGUCAGCAGUGACACCAGAUUCAUGGCCAUGUCAGGGCCUGUGCCCAGUCCACCCUCCUGCUAUGAAGAAGCCAGAGAGCUGCCUGCAGCCUUUACCUCUGAAACCACUCACUUUAAGCCCAUCAUCCUUGCUCAUGACGCAGAUGUGGCCAGGGACCAGCUUCCUUUGUCCUCAGAGUCAGCUGAGAAACUCAGGGAGAAGAGUGGCCAGUUGGGUGGGAACGAUGAAGUGGAGCAGGCAGUCCAGGACCUCUCUGGAACCACAAGCCUGAAGACACCUGACCAGUUGGCACCCAGCCCAAAGCUGCAGCAAGCAGCCCCAGAACCUCUCAGGGAGUCAGUGCCACACAGCUUGGCCCGGGAAUGCUCCUGCCAGCCAGGCCCUGAACCAGCCAACCAGCAAGAAGGGGCCACACCAGUGAUGCCCAGCUCUCCUGCCCCCACCCCACCCCAAAAGGCACCAACAGUGCCUCCCGAUCAAGGGCCAGAUGGGCAGGUUCUACCUGGAGCCAGUCUGCCCCCAGGGCCCACCUCAGCCAGCCAAGGCUCACGUCACCCAUGCAAGCCACCAAGGAACAAGGCUGCUGAGAGUGAAGGCCCCCGGCCAGUGGCACGGGACCCCACACUGGCUGCCAUGAGUCCAGACAGUCCCAGGAGCCCAGGCAAUCACCCCGAGAGGCCUUGGCCAACAGACCGCAAACUGUGUCCACCCAGUGUGGACACUUCAUCCCCCCCAAAGAAGACAGCCUGCCCCUCCCUGCAGGAGGCCAUGCGCCUCAUCCAGGAGGAGUUUGCCUUCGAUGGCUACCUAGACAACGGGCUGGAGGCUCUAAUUAUGGGGGAAUAUAUUUACGCCUUGAAAGACCUCACCUUCGCCACUUUCUGUGGUGCCAUAUCUGAGAAGUUCUGUGACCUGUACUGGAAUGAACAGUUGCUAAAGAAUCUCUUCAAAGUGGUCAAUGAACCAUCCUCUCCCUCUGAGAGCACUUCCGAGGACACAGGGUCUCAGCUCCAGAGUUCACCAGGCAGCUGUGCAACAUCCAGCAAAAGACCCUCAUUGCACGGACUGGGCAAAGAAAAACCAGCGGCAGCCCGGAGCAGUGGAGGCCCCUGCUCACCCACCAUGCUGUCAGACAUAGACUCUGACACACUCUCACAGGGAAACCUGGAGGUGGGAUUUCGACCUCAGAAGUCAAUAAAAGCUGCACGAGAGCAGCAGCCCGAAGCAGGAGUAGGUGGAAAAGGCCCAGGCCUGGAGCCAGUUGGCAAGACCUCAGACACAGAUACCAUGGCCCAGGUGGCCAGACCCAAUGAGAGCAGCCAGGCAGUGUUUCUCGGCCCAGCUGAAUUCCAGAGCUGCAGCCCUGGCUGGUCCAGUGCCUUCUACGAGGCUGACUGCUUUGGAGCUGACGUCUACAACUAUGUGAGGGAGCUGGGGAGAGAAAAGGCUGGUGGGCACCCAGAGCCUGAAGCCCAGAGCCCGGAGCUAGAACAGCAGCUCAUGAUAGAGAAAAGAAACUACCGGAAGACUCUGAAGUUCUACCAGAAACUUUUACAGAAGGAAAAGCGCAACAAAGGCUCUGAGGUGAAGACCAUGCUGUCCAAGCUGAGAGGGCAGCUGGAGGAGAUGAAGUCCAAAGUUCAGUUCCUCGGCCUGGUCAAGAAGUACCUGCAGGUCAUGUACGCUGAGCGCUGGGGCCUGGAGCCCUGUGCCCUGCCAGUGAUCGUGAACAUCGCAGCAGCCCCCUGUGACACACUAGACUUCAGCCCCCUGGAUGAGUCCUCCUCCCUCAUCUUCUACAAUGUCAACAAGCAUCCGUGUGGGGGCCGGCAAAAGAAGGCUCGCGUCCUACAGGCUGGCACACCACUGGGACUCAUGGCCUACCUCUAUUCCAGUGACGCCUUCCUCGAGGGCUACGUCCAGCAGUUCCUGUACACCUUCCGCUACUUCUGCACACCGCACGACUUCCUGCACUUCCUCCUAGACCGCAUUAGCAGCACUCUGUCCAGGGUCCACCAGGACCCCGCCUCAACCUUCACCAAGAUCUAUAGGAGAAGCCUCUGCAUCCUGCAGGCCUGGGUGGAAGACUGCUACACUGUAGACUUCACAAGGAGCGCGGGGCUGCUGGGGCGUCUCGAGGACUUCAUCUCUUCCAAGAUUCUGCCCCUGGACAGCUCUGCUGAGCACCUGCUGGGCCUCCUGGAGUUGGGCACUGACAGGAGGGCUGAUGGUACCCCUCGAGGCGCAGACCUGGAGGACCCCAAGGAGGCUGAGGAGGAUGCCAGACCCUUCAACGCCCUCUGCAAAAGGUUCUCAGAGGAUGGCAUCCCCCGAAAGAGCUUCCCCUGGAGGCUGCCCCGGGGCAAUGGACUGGCACUGCCACACCACAAGGAGCGCCAGUACACCAUCGCAUCUGCCCUGCCCAAGCCCUGCUUCUUCGAAGACUUCUAUGGCCCCUAUGCCAAAGCUAGCGAGAAGGGGCCCUAUUUCCUGACUGAGUACAGCACACAUCAACUUUUCACUCAGCUGACACUGCUACAGCAGGAAUUGUUUCAAAAGUGCCACCCUGUACACUUCCUAAACUCACGGGCCCUGGGUGUCAUGGACAAAAGCACAGCCAUUCCUAAAGCCAGCUCCUCUGAGUCCCUGUCUGCCAAAACCUGUAGCCUGUUUCUGCCCAAUUAUGUCCAGGACAAGUACCUGUUACAGCUUUUAAGAAAUGCAGAUGAUGUCAGUACCUGGGUGGCUGCUGAAAUAGUGACCAGCCAUACCUCCAAGUUGCAGGUGAACUUGCUCUCUAAGUUUCUGCUAAUUGCAAAAUCUUGCUAUGAGCAGAGGAACUUUGCGACAGCCAUGCAAAUCCUGGGCGGACUGGAGCACUUGGCCGUGAGGCAGUCCCCUGCCUGGAGAAUCCUGCCUGCAAAGAUCGCAGAGGUCAUGGAGGAGCUAAAAGCCGUGGAGGUCUUCCUGAAAAGCGACAGCCUAAGUCUGAUGGAAGGACGGCGCUUCCGGGCCCAGCCCACCCUGCCCUCUGCCCACCUCCUGGCCAUGCACAUCCAGCAGCUAGAGACAGGGGGCUUUACCAUGACCAACGGAGCCCACAGAUGGAGCAAGCUCAGAAAUAUAGCCAAGGUGGUGAGCCAGGUCCACGCAUUCCAGGAGAACCCCUACACGUUCAGCCCUGACCCCAAGCUGCAGGCGCACCUCAAGCAAAGGAUCGCUCGCUUCAGCGGGGCUGACAUUUCCAUCUUAGCAGCAGACAACCGGGCCAACUUCCACCAGAUCCCAAGUGAGAAGCAUUCCCGGAAGAUCCAGGACAAACUACGGAGGAUGAAAGCCACAUUCCAGUAGUGAGGAUGUCACUGAGUGUGGGAGGUCCGAGGGGAACCAGACCUGCAGGAAGCAGCUGUGGAGCCAGAGCUGCUCCAGGGCCACCUGUUUGAGGCUGCUCUGCACGGAGCCCUGAGCAAUGUAGGUUUCCACCAGUCCCCACUCCCCAGAUCAAGAGGUGGAGGCUUAGAGGGACUCACCCACGGCCACUCCCCAAGGAGGACAAAGCCAGCUCCCACACCGACCCAGCGCGCAGAACCGGCCCUUCCCAGGACAUGGGCAGGAUGGGCACGAGACUUUGGUGGUCCUGUUUCUGCAAGAAUUUAAAAAUUAAAUUUAAAAAUGACAAUAGAAAGCCAAAUAUGGUGACACAUGGCUCAUGGCUGUAAUCCCAGCACUCCAGAGACUGAGGCAGAAGAAUUGCUGUGAGUUCAAGGCCUGCCUGAACUACAUAGUGAGACCCUGUCUCAAAAAAAAAGGCAAAUAGAAUAAGUAAAUUUUCUCCAGUCUUUGUACCUAUCUCUCCUAGACGAAUGACUUUCAUCCCAUUCUUGUUGUGAUCCCCUCCCCCCACAAAAAACACCCAAAACCCAUUCAUUGACUAAAAAGAUUCCAAACUUAGGUAAGGUGGGCUGGGGAUUAGCUCAGUGGUUCCGCCACCUGCCUCACAAGUGCAAGGCCCUAAGUUUGAUCCCCAGUAUCCCUCCAAAAAAAGAAAUAACAAUCCCAGACUUAGGUAAGCUAAGCGUGUAACACUAGCUGAACAGUGUUUCCACGUUUGCUUAACAGAGGACCAAAAACUCAGCUGAACCCAUGGGCUCCAAGACUUCUAAAACCUUCCACAGGGGCCCAAAGCUUCUGGAUGAGCUGGCCCUGAUGGGUUCGCACUUCCAUCCGCCCUCAGUCCUCCCUGUAAGAGACUUCCACUAUCCCACAUCCAGCUGCCAAGCCAGUUAGAAGCAGCCUCUGCCUCAUUUCUGCAGCAGCUGCUCCUUCCUGUGCCCUCCACUCACCCCCAGCUUAGGAAAACUGCAGUGACACAGGCACCCUGCCAAAGGCUGUACUCCCUGGAAAAGGACACUGGACACUUACGAGCAGGGGCACCAUCCACGGACCCUGAGAGUGUCCCUCCACCUGCCCCAAGGCCUGGGGGCUGCAGGACUGCCUGCCUGUGUUCAGCAGCCAUGCAUGCGCGCACCCAUCCGCUGUGCACCACCACUUAGCACUUUGUCAGACCAGGAUGUGAAGUCUGCAGCCUCAGUUGUACCAAGCCCUUCCCUGAGUUCAUGGUCUCCAACAGCUGGUGUUAAAAUUGACUCAGUGAUGGUGGCCAGGAGGCUGGUAAUGAAACAGGGCAUGGCUGGUCAGAGCCCUACACUAGACACCAGACUUCUCAGAUGCCUGGUACCAUUCCGGGCACUGCCUGCCACCAGACCCAAGGUUGUUCUAUGGUUUAGAAUUCAUGUUUCCUUAGUGAAACAGCUAGUGGUAUUUCUAGGAAGGCUGUGACUUGUGACAAAAUGUUGACUUUUUAAUGCCAAGAGCUGUUUUCCCACAUGCACUCAAUGGAGGCACCUGCUGACUUGGACAUAAGAGGAACUUGUCCCCACUGUGCAUAUGUGACUCACUGUUUUGAGGCUUUUCUAUGAAGAUUACAUUCUGCUGAUGAAUGCCUAUGCUUCCAGAUUUUGUAUUUCACACAGAUGGUAUCUAGCACCAAUCAACAUUUCAAUGGCAACAACUUAUUUCAUGGGAAAGUGACCAGGCUUUGGCUUCGGCACUGUUUGCAUGUCAUCCUGAUGUCACAUGGUACAGAUUUAUAAAUAAAAUCAUUUCUAC
Messenger RNA from Fukomys damarensis (Damara mole-rat), 7236 nucleotides. It is a transcript of the gene Kndc1, whose product is annotated as kinase non-catalytic C-lobe domain containing 1. The record is from RefSeq and is a predicted model, not a curated record. Lineage: Eukaryota; Metazoa; Chordata; Mammalia; Rodentia; Bathyergidae. Bases 115 to 5418 code for a protein of 1767 amino acids. The transcript is spliced from 30 exons. Gene Ontology annotation, molecular function: guanyl-nucleotide exchange factor activity. Gene Ontology annotation, biological process: small GTPase-mediated signal transduction.